Quercus robur (English oak) is the source of this 1510-nucleotide messenger RNA. Its product is annotated as protein XAP5 CIRCADIAN TIMEKEEPER-like. Gene Ontology annotation, biological process: chromatin organization. The transcript is spliced from 12 exons. The record is from RefSeq and is a predicted model, not a curated record. NCBI's taxonomy places the organism in Eukaryota, Viridiplantae, Streptophyta, Magnoliopsida, Fagales, Fagaceae. Bases 92 to 1102 code for a protein of 336 amino acids. Gene Ontology annotation, cellular component: nucleus.
CUUAUUCGCUCUCAAUUUUCUAAACACAAAGCAGAAAACAGAGUUUUUUUAGAGUCGGAAAAGCCAAAAGCUCAAAAAGAGAAGAAAAAAAAUGUCGGGUAUGGGAGACGGGUACGUGGGCACGGCCCAAGACGCCGUGAGGAUCCGAAAACUCGAGAAGCAGAGAGAAGCGGAGCGCCGCAAAAUCCAAGAGCUCAAAGACAAGUCCGCCUCGUCCAAAGGCCAGCCGGGUCUCCUCCAGUUCGGCAAAAGUCGUGCCGAGAUUCUUGAAACUGCGUUUAAGAAGGAAACUGUGGGUUUGGUUACAAGAGAGGAGUAUGUUGAGAAGAGAAUUAAUAUUCGGACCAAAAUUGAAGAGGAAGAGAAGGAGAAGCUUCAGAAGCAGCAGCAAGAGGAGGAGGAGCUUCAAUUAAAAAAGCGUAAACAGAGGAAGAUAAAGGGGAAUUCUCGGUUAUCGUUUACUGAUGAUAUUGAGAAUGGUAGUGAAGAGGAGGAGGAUGAGAAUGAAACUUCACAAUCAAAGAAAUUUCGACAUGGCAAAUAUGGUAAAGAUCCAACAGUGGAGACUAGCUUUCUGCCUGACAGUGAGAGGGAGGCAGAGGAGCAAGCUGAACGUGAAAGGCUGCAGAGACGGUGGUUUCUUGAGCAGGAGCAGAUUCGAAAUGAGCCUCUUCAAAUUACUUACAGCUACUGGGAUGGAGCUGGGCAUAGGCGGGUGCUUCAGGUACGGAAGGGGGAUACCAUAGGAGAGUUCCUUCGGGCUGUACAGCAGCAACUUGCACCUGAGUUUCGAGAAAUUAGGACAACCUCAGUGGAGAAUUUGCUUUAUGUGAAAGAAGAUCUUAUCAUUCCCCAUCAGCAUAGUUUCUAUGAGCUAAUCGUGAACAAGGCUAGGGGCAAAAGUGGACCGCUUUUCCACUUUGAUGUGCAUGAGGACGUGCGAACAAUUGCUGAUGCAACAGUAGAAAAGGAUGAGUCUCAUGCUGGGAAAGUUGUCGAGAGGCACUGGUACGAAAAGAACAAGCAUAUUUUCCCUGCUUCAAGAUGGGAGAUAUAUGACCCAACGAGAAAAUGGGAGCGUUAUACCAUCCAUGGGGAUUGAUUAUUUGUCAAAGACAUUACCAGAUCAAGAACUUUAUGAUAUGUUUCAAAAGCAGUAGAACCCUAUUUUAUCAUCAGUUGUUUGGGCUCGAUUUUUGAAUUGUAAUGACUUACCUACCAGUUAAAAAUGGGAGUUUUAGUUCCUUUACUCUUUUAAGUAAUUUGCAUACAAAUCAUGGAAAAUGCUUGAAAUAGAUUGUAGAGACCGUUAUUAGUUAUAAUCUUCUCCCACUCUUCUGUUUUGUGCUUAUAAUCUGCCCGCCUUCUGUAAGUUUUACCAUACGGGAAAGAAGGAAUUUAUGUCAGAGAAACAUAUAGACAAUACUGGUAUGAUCAGACUAAUUUUGUUUGUGGAAGGAUGCUAUUCAAAAUAUUCAUAAUUGAAGGUUUUGAAACGGUUUUCUUAAAA